Molecule: messenger RNA, 1290 nt
Organism: Emericellopsis cladophorae
Lineage: Eukaryota; Fungi; Ascomycota; Sordariomycetes; Hypocreales; Bionectriaceae
Exons: 4
Coding region: 1-1290 (429 amino acids)
Biological process (GO): carbohydrate metabolic process
Source: RefSeq, a predicted model, not a curated record
AUGGGCUCCUCCAUUCGCAUAGCGAUGCUGAAAAUCGCUGGUCUCUUGCUCGCUGCCUCCAGCAUUCAGCCAGCGCAUGCCUCGCACUUUCGACAUGCGGCUAGUCCAGGGUAUCGCCCGGCAAGCGACGUCUGCCCGACGCGCUGUAUCGAUGCUGGCGCGGACUCGGCCAACUGGCCCGUCUACCCAGGGUAUAACCAGCUCAGUGACUGCCCCGACACUAUCUUAUAUGACUUUUCCCUUCUCGACAAUGUUGAUGACCCCGACGCACCUCAUCGAAUGUUUGCAUGCACCUCCUAUGGCCCUGACUGGACCGGUCUACAGAACUCGACUUUGAACGCAGCGCAGGCCGAGUCCAUCGACGUCGAGUACAAGGUUGGCCAGCUCGACAAGACCGUCCUCGCUGCCUUCGAAUCUUCGUUGUCCUCUGAGAUGAUGGCAUCGAGCAUUGCCCUCCAAUGGUGUAGCCCCGAUAAGGAUGGGACUCAUGCCUUUGGCGUGAUGGCCACUACUAACCGCACAUUCGCCCCCGUGAGGGACGCCAUCAAGACAUGGUACAACGCUUCCUGCCUGGAUAUCCCAGAUGCCGAGGCGAUUCCUGGCAAAGCCUAUAUGGUGACGCCGCUGCUUGGAGAGCCCGUGAGGAACGCAACCUCGGGCACCUCCUUCAAGCGAUCCGAGCCUAGGAGACUUGCGGCACGCGCCGAGUGCGAGACGAUCGAAGUUGACCAGGGAAACGGCUGCCCUGAGCUGGCUCCCCGGUGCGGUAUUUCCGGCGACGACUUCACCAAGUACAAUGACUACGACGACGAUCUGUGUUCAACCCUGCAACGUGGGCAACAUGGAGGUACCCAUCGCAGCGCCCUCUUCCUUCUGGUCCCUCGAGAAGUAGCCAUUGGCCGCAUUGCAGCGGUUGUCGACUUCAUUGUCUUCAUGACGUACGAUCUCCACGGUAACGUCAUCGAGAUGCAUGAUGCCUUGUUCAUCAUCACCAAGGCUGGUCUUCCGUCUAAUAAGAUUUCCGCCGGCACUACUAGCUACGGACGCUCCUUUAAUAUGGCUGACGGCGACUGCUACCCUGCAGAGUGCUACUUCACAGGAACUCGCCUCUCCUUGGGUGCUACCUUAGGACCUUUCACUGGCAAGUCGGGUAUCCUGGUCAAUGCCGAGAUCAAGAAGAAGGCUAUCGAUAAGCUACAUAGACAAAGGGACAUCCUGUUGAGGAAAAGAAUCUCGAGGAGCACUCACGAAUUUGAAGGCCAGAUCUGUGCUUCUUCAAACAUAUGCUAG